AUGCCGGCCGGCUUCAAUCAACGUGCGAUUCAGGAGUACCUUGAGUCCCGCUGGGGGCUUACAGAGCCCCACGCUACUAUUCCCCUUUGCUUUGCAACCACAUUGGAACCCGCGAGACGACUAGCAACACCAGUCGAAGCCCACUCAUAUCUUGACAACUUGGUGAAAAGGUAUGCUGCCUUUCAUGGUAUCUCUUUGAUACCCGUGAAUGAUAGUAGCGAGCGCCGUGGGGCUGUCGCUGCACGAAUGGUAGAGGUGGCCAAUCUCGAUGAACUCAACCAGAAGCACAAGAAACUAUAUCGCGCACAGCUAAACUCAUUAUCGGAGUACCUUGAUGUUGACUUGCCCGCUUCUGAGCAGCGUGCUGUAGAGUCGGAAACUCGCGCAUCAGACCUCGAACAGACGGUACGUUUACUCGAUGCAGAACUUGGCGAGCAAUUUAUCCAGGGUAUUGCACCCAUAUUCAACAUUUCACAGUCUCGCAAAUAUGACUGUUGGUGGAACUGGUGCCGCGAGGAACUGAUCCGACUCUUGAUCCAAAUUUCCCAGGACCCAUCCAGUGCUUGUCAUCCCGGAAUGGAAGACCGCAUCCAGAGGCUUCUCAAUCGAUGGCACUCAAGUUGUGCGGACAUUGUGCAAGCCUACUUACAAGGGCUUCGCACCUCUCUUGCUGCGCCAGUGACCAUAAUUCAACCCACCUUUGAGGAGAUCAUUUCGUUAGGUACCCAGUCUCUCACACUCGACCCUCUAUUUGUCUAUAUCCUACCUGCUCUACGGCCUCGGACCACGAUCACGAACACAGGCCAGCUGGAAUACCAAGAGACUCCGCGACACAUCGAAUACUAUCCUGAUGCGGUCCGUGACUUGCCGAAUUUCGAUGAUCAUCCCACAAAAGGCCCAUUUGUUCAUAUCAAAACACGAGGGAGGGGCAAAGAUUGGGAAUACGACCCCAAUGCCACCAGUCUUUACCACACGAUGUUGGAUGUAGGUGUAGCAGCCGGGCUCACGUACGCCAACAAAGCAGUACUGGUAACCGGAGCAGGGCCGAGCUCGAUCGCGGCCGAAAUAAUCAAGGGUCUUCUCAGCGGCGGCGCCAGUGUUGUUGUGACCACAAGCAGACCUCUAUCAGAGGCGGCGUCAUUUUAUCAGUGGAUGUAUCGCCAUUAUGGAGCACGGAAUUCUUCCCUCGUGGUUCUCCCGGUGAAUCAAGCAAGUAGCCAGGACUGUGAGGCCUUGAUACAGCAUAUAUAUGGGCCCGAUUCACCUACUGGAGGAGACCUGGACUACAUUAUUCCAUUUGCAGCUAGCCCUCAGACUGGAGAGCCAGAAGCACUAGGUGGUCGGCAAGAAUUGGCACUCAGGGCCAUGCUCGUGAACGUCUUGCGACUAAUCGGCUUUGUGCGCCGAGAAAAGGAGCGCCGGCGUGUUGAGACCAGACCGACAAUGGUUGUGCUGCCCAUGUCAUGCAACGAGGGAACUUUUGGUGGCGACGGUCUGUACUCCGAGUCAAAAAUCGGGUUGAAAGCGCUCUUCAACCGGUUUCAUUCGGAGAGCUGGUCUAGGUACCUGACCAUAUGCGGGGCGGUAAUUGGUUGGACCAGAGGUACAACGAUUAUGCGGUCUUCCAACAUGGUGGCAGAGGAGGUCGAAAAGUUGGGAGUCAUGACUUUUACGCAGAUGGAGAUGGCAUUCAACAUUCUGGCGUUGAUGACACCGGCCCUCACCGUGCUGGCGGAAGAUGCACCCAUAUAUGCUGAUUUGACUGGUGGAUUGGGCUCGCGGUGGCAAAUCAAGGAGCAAAUUGCGGGAGCUCGCAAAAGGAUCUCUGACAAGCAGAAACUGGCAGCCUCCAUAGCAGAAGAGGACUCACGUCACGAAGCGAUGGUUAACAAUCCAGGACCUCCGGUAACCGAAGCCCCGAGGGUGAAAACCCGACGAGCGAGGCUCCGGCUACCAUUUCCGCAUUUACGCGAUAUGGAUGCGAGUUGCCCAGACCUGCAAGGAAUGAUAGAUCUUUCUCGAGUUCCAGUUAUAGUGGGAUAUUCCGAAUUAGGGCCAUGGGGCAACACUCGUACGAGGUGGGAGAUGGAACAUCAAGGGGAGUUCAGCUUGGAAGGCUAUAUCGAGAUGGCCUGGAUCAUGGGACUGAUACAGCACGUCGAUGGACAAAUUAAGGGCGAACCAUAUGUCGGGUGGGUAGACGCUGACACUCAAACUCCCCUUCGUGAUGAUGAGGUGCCUGCAAAGUAUCACGACCAUAUCAUGGCCGGGUCCGGGCUGCGCCUGAUCAAGCCUACCGACAAAGACAGCUAUGAUCCUUCACGAAAAGAGUUCCUACAUGAAGUCGCCGUGGAAGGGGACCUGCCUCCAUUUGAAGCUCCAAAGUCUGUCGCCGAGGCAUUCAAGUUACGGCAAGGCGACUUCGUCAGGCUGACUCCCAUUUCAAACUCUGAUAAUUAUCGCGUUCACAUCAGAAAAGGGGCAAUUUUAAUGAUUCCCAAAACGAUCCCAUUCGACCAGGUAGUCGCAGGGAGGAUUCCGGACGGAUGGAAUCCUGAUAAAUAUGGAAUCCCUGAGGAUAUUGUGCAGCAGGUAGAUGUGACGACCCUAUAUGCCCUCUGCUGUGUGUCAGAAGCGUUUCUAUCUGCUGGUAUCAAAGAUCCCUACGAGAUAUAUCAGCAUAUUCAUGUUUCCGAACUGGUAAACUGCCUUGGUUCCGGGGGUGGGCCCAUGAAUGUCAUCCAGAGUAUGUAUCGCGACCGCUUUUUGGAUCGUCAAUUGAAAGGCGAUCUCAUCUUAGAGCAUUUUGUGAAUUCCAUGGGAGCGUGGGUGAAUAUGCUCCUCCUGUCAGCUACAGGGCCACUCAAAACGCCAGUUGGAGCAUGCGCAACAGCUCUUGAAUCCCUGGAUAUCGGAUGUGAGGCGAUCCAGACGGGAAAGUGGAAGAUGGCCAUUGUUGGUGGUUGCGAUGACUAUGGCGAAGAGCUCGCAUAUGAAUUCGCAAGUAUUAACGCCACGGCAAACAGCACCAAGGAGCUUGCCAGAGGAAGAACGCCAGCCGAAAUUUCUCGUCCGACAGCAAGUUCCAGAAGUGGCUUUGCUGAAUCGGCAGGGUGUGGCGUGCAGAUACUUAUGAGUGCGGAGCUUGCGAUUGAGAUGGGUUUGCCCAUCUAUGGGGUCGUCGCGUAUACUCAAAUGGCCAGCGACCAAAUCGGCCGUUCUAUCCCAGCUCCGGGUAAGGGAAUUCUGACCGCGGCCCGUGAAACCAGGCAAGCAAAAAUUUCACCUUUGCUCGACUUGAACUUUAGGCAAGAGGCAUUCAACGAAGAUUUUGCAAAUAUCAGCAAACGUCUGCAACAGUCAACAGUCGACACGGCAGUUUCAGCGGGCACGACAGGAGGGCAUGCCGCCAAUCUGAGGAUCCGUGAUGCUCAGCGCCGCUGGGGAAACGAUAUACGGCUAGUAGAGCCCUCGAUAUCACCAAUCAGGGCGAGCCUUGCCACUUGGGGACUCACAGUUGACGAUAUCAGUGUAGCAUCCAUGCACGGAACGUCGACCAAGGCAAAUGAAGUCAAUGAGGGAGAUGUCAUCAACACACAGAUGGAACAUCUAGGUCGUCGAAAGGGAAACCCACUGCUCUGCGUUUGCCAGAAAUCUCUAACAGGGCAUCCAAAAGCCGGUGCCGGAGCAUGGCAACUGAAUGGUUGUCUUCAAAUGCUGCAAGAAGGCAUAGUUCCUGGAAACAGAAACGCAGACAAUAUCGACAGAGAGUUGCGGCAGUUCGAUCACCUGGUAUACCCCAUGGAGUCCAUCAAAGUGUCCGAGGUCAAAGCCACGCUACUCACAUCAUUUGGUUUCGGUCAGAAGGGGGCUCUCACGAUCACCGUCUCGCCUAAAUAUCUUUUCGCGUCGCUUUCUGCCAUCGAAUAUCAAAGCUAUUGCGACAAAGUGACGAAAAGACAGCGAUCAGCAAUCCCGCAUUUCAUCUCUCGGCUCAUAAAAAACGACAUCGUGCGGGUCAAAAGCCAGCCGCCGUGGAACGACGCUGAGGCCAUGCGGGACUUCUUCCUAGAUCCUACUAGCCGCGUUGUUGACGGUAAGAUAACACACGCGGCACGCGCAGCGUACACAAGACCACAUCAUCUCUCUGAUAGUAAUCCUCCGAUCGCAGUUGUUGUACAGGAUAUGGUCAAAUCGUUCAAUCACCCUCCAGCCCCAACAACCGCUGUUGGCGUUGACGUCGAAGACAUAGUUAAUAUCAGCAUUGACGAUCCAGCCUUCAUUGACCGCAACUUCACUCUCAAUGAGCGCGAAUACUGUUUCGGAGCGCCUGAUCCUCGCGCCUCCUUCGCCGGCCGAUGGAGCGCCAAGGAAGCGGUGUUUAAGAGUCUGCGAACCUCGUCGGCUGGGGCGGCAGCAGCGAUGAGUGAGAUUGAAAUUCUCAGCUUCAUGGGAAUUCCGAGAGUUGUUCUGCAUGGUCAUGCGCAAGAGGUUGCAGCGUCGACCGGGAUCACCCACAUUGAAGUCACGAUCAGUCACUGCGAUCGGACGGCAAUUGCCGUGGCACUGGCGACCAGGAAGCACAGCGCUGGCUAG
This is a messenger RNA of Aspergillus calidoustus, 4596 nucleotides long. NCBI's taxonomy places the organism in Eukaryota, Fungi, Ascomycota, Eurotiomycetes, Eurotiales, Aspergillaceae. The record is from the annotation of a GenBank genome assembly.